AUGGCGUACUCGAGUUAUGAAAACAGCGCUCAGAAUUUCUCUGAGGAGGCAUUAGAGGAAGAAACUGUGGUUCUCACAUUGGUUCCAGUUAAUGAAGAAACUAAUGAAGAACAUCAGGUAGAACCAAGUGUUUCCUCAACUUCAGAAGUUGGCCUGGAGAUGCCUGGGACAAACGAUAAAGUUUGUCAUCUUCAAAUGAAUGAACAAUUCAAGUCUUGUCCAAAACAUAGUUGUUGUAAUACACCGAUCCUUCCCUUGCCAACCAGUUUGCCUCCAGUUAAUAAAGUACGUUGGGACACUUUGCGAAACUGGUGCCAACAAUUUAAUUUGAGUACCGAUGGCCGGAAAAUAGAUGUUUAUUUGAGGCUCCAGAAACAUGCUUACUCUGAAAUAAAUGAGAAUAUUCCUAAAAUAUCACCAGAGGACCAAUUGCAGUCAUGUUCGACAAAAUGCAAGAUGGCAACCAAGAGAGCAAGGAUUCGGAAACGUUGUAAGAAGAGUGAAAGAGAGGAAGGGAUUAAUAUAGUUGAAGUGAUAACUUCAGCACAAGAAGGCAUGUUGGCAGCGUGGUCAAGAAUUGCUGCAAGAGGCAGUCAAUCCAAGUCUGUGAAUUCACGUCCCAUUCCUGUUUCUGUUGAGACUUUUCUGCUGCAAGCCUCUGGUGUCAGGUGGUGUGUGGUCCAUGGCAGACCUCUCUUGGCAGACACAAAAGGUUGGGUUCGCCUGCAGUUUCAUGCAGGUCAGGCCUGGGUGCCUGACACCCCCAAGAGGAUGAUUUCUCUCUUCCUGUUGCCCGCCUGUACUUUCCCAUCCCCGGGCCUUGAAGAUAAUAUGUUAUGCCCUGAAUGUGCUAAGAGGAAUAAGAAGAUAAUGAAAAGAUUAAUUGCAAUGGGGAAGGAGAGGCGACGUGGCUUGAAUACAUCAACAUCUUUCCCUUUGAGUGGGCCAUAUCUUAAUAAAGAAUAA
Molecule: messenger RNA, 966 nt
Organism: Prionailurus viverrinus (fishing cat)
Lineage: Eukaryota; Metazoa; Chordata; Mammalia; Carnivora; Felidae
Gene: DPPA2
Product: developmental pluripotency associated 2
Exons: 7
Coding region: 1-966 (321 amino acids)
Biological process (GO): system development
Cellular component (GO): nucleus
Molecular function (GO): chromatin binding
Source: RefSeq, a predicted model, not a curated record